This is a messenger RNA of Hydractinia symbiolongicarpus, 5329 nucleotides long. RefSeq lists its product as uncharacterized. The record is from RefSeq and is a predicted model, not a curated record. Gene Ontology annotation, cellular component: nucleus. Gene Ontology annotation, molecular function: DNA binding. The coding region runs from base 4100 to 5191 and encodes 363 amino acids. The transcript has 2 exons. NCBI's taxonomy places the organism in Eukaryota, Metazoa, Cnidaria, Hydrozoa, Anthoathecata, Hydractiniidae.
CUGUCUAGAGAUGUAGACAAUAGAAGCUACGUUUUUAAUGGCUAACAAGACUUUCUGUUUUAGCAUGUUAAUGCAUUGUGCAAGAGGGCUAGUGCCAAGUUAUCGGCUUUAAGACGAAUAUCUAUAUUUAUGUCAUUUGAUAAACGUAUUAUAACGAAUUCGUUUGUAGCGUCAGAAACCAGAUAAUGUUCUUCUAUUUGGUCUUUUACUAAUAGGUCAUCUCUCGCAAAACGAGUGCAUAGCAGCGCCUUUGAAUUGUGUUAUGAUCCCACACAAGAGAGAUUGGUUAACUCGCAAGGAACCAAACAAUUUGUCGAGAUAGAGAAAGUUCGAGAUAAAGAAAGGAAAAUACCUUAGGCGGACCACAAAGUGACCGAGACUUUAGUUAUUUAUUAUGUCCAACCUCGUCUCCAGGGCUCGUAUAGGCCUAGGAUAGUCUGACGUAACGGCAGAAAAGCCCUGGAGAUGAGGUAUUGUAUCCCAAUUUUAUUUAAACAAUAUUACUGCCUGUAUUGCGCUCAAAGUGUUUUUUUAUAAAUAGUUUAUUCAUAAAUCUUACGGACUCUUGCAAAAUCCACCAGAUUUGUUUAUUUUAAGAUCUAAAUUUUAAUUUGUAUCUUUUAUCUCUUUCAUUUGUUUUCUUCAUUUUACCUGUUGACAUACCGCGCUUUCCUGGUGAGAUAGAUAUCCCUAGUUGAAAAGAAGAAAUAUAGCCGCGGAGAGGUGUUGUGGGUUCUGCAGUCCUGAAUAUUAAGCUACGGGUUCUGAACUGAAUGAGCAAGACAAUCAACAAAAUGGCCAUGUGCUAAGGUUUUCAUCAUCUCUUUUUGAUGUUUUUAUCUGAUCUGAUGUGAUUUUUUUGUAUUUGUUUAAAGUCGUAGCUAGAACUAUCUAUAAUACCCUGUUAUUUUAUAGUCUUGUAGUUCCUCUUGGUAUGUAAAAGAAUAAGACUUAAGUGGAUGGGCUUUCAAAUUUGAUGUUUCUUCCCUGAAAAUUCUUGGAUUCGAGUUAACAUGUUUGAAAUUUUCUGAUCAUUCUAACAUAUUUAAAUUCGGCGCCUAAUUUAUGGAAACAUGCAAAUUUUCACGUUUAUACACUAAGUAUAUAUAGCUAUACAACUGUCUUUAUUUUAAUAGCCGAACAUUUGAUGUUUUAUAAAAAGAAAUUUUAAAAAAAGAAAGUGAAAAUGCUUCAUCAUCCCCCUUUCCCCAACCUCAGUUGUCUUAACAUAAAACAAGAGAAAUUUACUUCUAUGCACACCAUGUUAUUUUGUUGUUGCUUCAGAACCAUAAGUAGCAAUUAUUAACUUUUAAACUUUAUUACAGCCUUGCACCUUUUCAAAAAAAGCACUUCUUAGGGGCCGUCAACAAACAGUUUUCAUCUCCGUAACAGCAAAUUGGCUGUUAGGGGGGGGAGGGGGUAAUGCAUUGUCCGUUAAAAAUAUAAAAUGGAGACUAAUUUCACUUUCUCACCUUUUUUGUUUCUUUUAGGGAAAAUGAAAAAAAAUUCAACAAAUUAAAAAAUGUUUCCACAGUAAAAAUCCGCCAUAAUCUAAAAUUGGUUGUUAAAAAAUGUAUCUCGUGUUCGUAUAAGUCUCCACAAAGAUUGUUCCGUAAAGUGCGGAGGGGAGCAAAAUUCUAUUUAACGGCAAAUUUGCCGUUAACGGAGACGAAAACUUACGAAGAGGGUGCCAAUAAGCCGCAAACGCCCACCUAUAUACGGGCGAGUUUGGGCGACUUUUCGAAUAAAAUUGGCGGUUGUCCCCUGAAACCUCCUGCACUUUCUUGAACUCGCCUGGGACAUUCCUGAAAUGCAAUUCCUUGUAACAAACCAUGUGGACGAUAGUUGGGAAGAAGGCGCUUGAAGAGAAAGAAAAAUCCUCACUGUGCUUGCUAUUCCAUUUGUGAUCUGUUACGUAGACGAUUUCUUCCUUUGUGGGAGGUCUGCAGCAGAAGUAAAUAGUUACUUAGAAUCCAUUCAGUCGAUGUGCGCUAAACUAGGUGUCCCUAUUGUAGAGAACAAAACCGCAGGACCUUCACAAACUUUAACCUACCUGGGCAUUGAGAUUGACUCUCAGCAACGGAUCAUUCGCUUGCCAGCAAAUAAGUACAGGGAGUUACACAAAGCUUUAUUGGCUUGGUCUGGUAGGAAGAAGUGCACUAAACGAGAAUUGCUUACCUUGAUUGGCUCUUUAUCUUUCGCUGCGAAAGUGGUAGAACCAGGCAGAAUGUUUCUCCGCAGGUUAAUUGAUUUGUCUACCACAGUUACAUCACUCAAUCAUCAUAUUACAUUAAAUGGGGAGGCACGCUUAGACAUUCAAUGAUGGGUGGAUUUUUGACCUAGGUGGACCUUUGACCUAGGUCUGUUUCAUUCAAGGCGACCCAAUCACAGCCGAUUCACUUAGCCUCUUUAAGGAUGCAUCAACGGUAGGAUUUGGUACUGUUUUUCGCAAUAGUUGGUUUUGUGCUCCAUGGCCCCCAACAUUUCAUUCUUUUCGUAUUAAUAUAUUGGAGCUUUUCGCAAUUGUAGCAGCGGUUAGGACGUGGGUUGUGAAUGGCGCAAUCUGCAGAUCAUCAUGUGUGGCACUCAGGCACAUCGCAGGAUAAACAAAUUAUGUAGUCAGUGCAUCUAAUCGUUGCGCACCGCGAAUCGUUGCGCAGGGAAGAAUAUUCACCAAUUGCAUGGAUCCCCUGCACCUAUAAAAGCUGUUUAUGAUAUAAAACAAAGUGAAAAUGAUCUGGCUUUGAAAAUAAUACAAUUUCAACACUUAACAAACCGGCAUACUUUCAGAAAAACAAUAUUUAGUACUUGAAAUGAAGAAGUGAUUAAAUAAAUACUUCCACGUGGUCCCACGAAACUUUGUCAACUAGCUUCGUCGGCCGCCAUCUUUAAAAUGUUUUUUUGUUGAAAUGACGCAACAUAGUCUCGAUUACCCAUGUAAAUAGUUAUUUUCAUGUAAACCUGUGGCCGAAUUGAGAAAACUGCUGCGCAAUAAUUCGCGUCACAAUCCGCUUGGGGGUCAUAUUUUAUUGCGCACACUUACGCAACAUCCUACCAAUAGGGUUUGCUAUAUAAAUAGUUUCGAAUGGCGCCUUUUUUUUGAAUUCGAAAUUGAGCAUGAAUGCAUCAGAUUCAUUCCUAAACAAAAACAGUUCAGGUACAGACGUGUUUUUAAAGUUGUUAGUCAUUUUAAACGUAUACAAGGAAUUUAAUUGGUAUUUUAAUUACAAACAUGCCAAAUAACAAAGUUAAGAGAAAGAUUGAGACUCCGUGGACAGAGGAUGAUAUGCAGAAAGCAUUGGCGUUAUAUAAGUCUUCAACUUCUUCACUCCGUUCUAUUGCGAAAGAGGUAUAUAAACAUAACCUUCGUCAAAAGUACGGGGGUGCAAGUUUGAUAAUAGGGCAAUAAGUUUCAUUAUUUCUCCUUGUUUUUUUUAUUUUAUAUAAAUUUCUUUUUAGUGUAAAGUUGCUGAAUCUUCGCUUCGCUUUCGCUUAAAGAAGGUAGAUGAAGGAAGGUCACUUUCCAAAGCUGGUCGAAAAUGUGUGUUUAGUGAGCAGGAGGAGAUCGAAUUGAGAAAGUGUAUCGCUAUAGUUUGUGAAAACGGAUUCAGUCCAACAUUAGUGGAGAUACGAGAGUUAGUGAAGCAGUACGUGACUGUCAAUGACAUCAACACACCAUUCGUGUCAAAUCGCCCUGGAAGGACUUGGAUGAAGUUAUUUAUGAAGAGGAAUCGACUUUCUCUGAAAAAAGCAUCAAUGAUUUGCAUUUCGAGAAAGUCAAAUACUGCCAACCCUUUCGUAAUUUACGAUUUUUACGACAAGCUAGAGGGGAUUUUGAAAGCAAAUCCUGGAAUAAAGCCAGAAAAUAUUUGGAACUGUGAUGAGUCUGGAUUUCCUACCGACCCCGCAAAAUCGAAGGUAAGGUUUGACUUAGUAAUUAUUCUUUGUCUUAAUGCAACGACUUUUCAUAACUUCCCUUCUGAGUAUUAACAGGGUAUAUAUAUAUUAUUUCAAUAUGCUUCCUCUUUAGGUGAUAGGUCCAACAAACCAACCAGCGUUUAAGCUAUCAUUUGGGGCCAGGAGGGAAAAUAUAACAACGAUGGCUGUAUGCAACGCUGCUGGUAAAGUUCUUGACCCUUUUAUCAUAUUUCAAGGUAAAAACUUUCAGUCAACUUGGAGAGGCGAAAAUGGUCUACCAAAUACAUUUUACGCUGUCACACCAAAUGGAUGGAUGAAUACAAUCACGUUCGCAGAUUGGUUUGAUAAGUUUUCUGACCAAAAUGCUGCUAGACCAAUGUUGUUGUUUUAUGACGGACACAUGAGUCACAUUUCCAUACCAGUGAUCCAGAAAGCUUUGGAUCAAAAUAUCCUUCUGUUAAAGUUCCCACCACACGUUACGGAUAUACUUCAGCCCCUCGACAAGUGCUGUUUUGGGCCACUAAAACGAUCCUGGGAGAACUUGCUGAACGAAAGAAUUAAUCGUUUUGGAUUGGUGAAAAAGGUCGAUAAACCUGAAUUUGUCAAUCUUUUAGCCACUGUAUGGCAUGAAGGAAUGAACGAGGGAAAUGUAAAGGCAGGUUUCGAAUCCACUGGAAUCUGGCCUCUCAACCGCGAGAAAUACGAUACUUCUCGCUUUGACGUGCGACUUGUCCAUCGCUAUGAUGAGUGGGUUGCUUCGGGAAAACCCUCCCUUGACUGGACAACCUGUAACAGUGGAAAAGACGCACCAAAAGCAGUCAAAAAACCUUUGACAGAUAGUAAUGUAGAGUUCACUGUAGAUAACACAUCAACAGAAACCAAAAUAUCGACACCUAAAGCAAGUGGGUCGAAAAUGUGUAGCAACAAUACUCCUACAAAAAUUCAUUCAUCAGCUAAACAUUUUUCUAAACAAGUGAUGGAUACUAUUGGCCCGUUCCCCUUUGAUGCUCCAUUAGGUUUUCAGUGGGUACCCAACGGCUGGAAGCUUGAACCAGUGUCAUCAACACCAACACCAACUACUGCGCCAAUAGUAAAUAAGUCGUUCGAGGAGCUUUUCUUAAACAAGAUCAAGCCUAUGGAAAAACCUGGUGUGAAAAAAAGACGCAAAAUUAACUUGGCUGCUACUGUAGUUAGCGAUGCAGAACUUCUGCAAGAAAUUAUUAACAAGGAAAGCGAAAAGAAAAACAGUAAAAAAAAAAGUAAAGUUGCUUAAAAAUAAGGAAGGAGAAGAGAAGAAAAUAAGUGGGGCGAAAGUUAGAGGACAAAAGAAAGAUAUAGAAGACCAAGAUGAUGACCAGGAAGAUGAAGAUCAGAAUGAAUUUGAUGGAAAAUUUGACCCAGGGGAGGAAAG